Teleopsis dalmanni is the source of this 490-nucleotide messenger RNA. It is a transcript of the gene LSm7, whose product is annotated as U6 snRNA-associated Sm-like protein LSm7. Gene Ontology annotation, biological process: nuclear-transcribed mRNA catabolic process; mRNA splicing, via spliceosome. Gene Ontology annotation, molecular function: RNA binding. Bases 110 to 448 code for a protein of 112 amino acids. Gene Ontology annotation, cellular component: catalytic step 2 spliceosome; Lsm1-7-Pat1 complex; spliceosomal tri-snRNP complex. The record is from RefSeq and is a predicted model, not a curated record. NCBI's taxonomy places the organism in Eukaryota, Metazoa, Arthropoda, Insecta, Diptera, Diopsidae. The transcript has 2 exons.
GGCAGCAUUUACUUAUUGUCAAAAUUUUAUUUAUGUUUAUGGCGCACACUUUUUGUACUUGCGGGAAAAGUUGUUUUGCGGCAAAGUACGUUAAGAAUACAUAAUAGAAAUGGCAGAGAAACAGAAGACUGGUGCGAAUAGUGAAGGCAAAGAAAAACGCCGAAAGGAAUCCAUUUUAGAUCUAUCAAAAUAUUUGGAAAAACAAAUACGUGUGAAAUUUGCAGGAGGCCGUGAAGCUUCUGGUAUCUUAAAAGGCUACGAUGCACUGCUAAAUUUAGUUUUGGACAAUACUGUUGAAUACGUUCGAGAUUUGGACGAGCCAUUGAAAUUAGCGGAAGACACAAGAAGCUUGGGUUUAGUUGUCUGCCGCGGUACAGCGUUAGUACUUAUUUGCCCACAAGAUGGCAUGGAAUCAAUACCAAAUCCUUUUAUAUCACAAGAUGCGUAAAAUAUGUAUAUUAAACACAAAAAUAUUUAUUAAUUUAAUUCA